Messenger RNA from Rasamsonia emersonii CBS 393.64, 939 nucleotides. RefSeq lists its product as uncharacterized. Gene Ontology annotation, molecular function: acyltransferase activity, transferring groups other than amino-acyl groups. The coding region runs from base 1 to 939 and encodes 312 amino acids. NCBI's taxonomy places the organism in Eukaryota, Fungi, Ascomycota, Eurotiomycetes, Eurotiales, Trichocomaceae. The record is from RefSeq and is a predicted model, not a curated record. The transcript has 2 exons.
AUGCAGCAGGGGAUCCUCGUCAAAGUUCUCUUGUUCGAAUCAGAUCUGCCAUUACUACAAUCAUCCUGCGCGUCGACAAAUUCGAUCGAUCUAUAUUCCUACGGGAGCCGUCUCGUCAUGGCAUAUACCUACCUCCGCAUCGAUAAAGACGACAACAUCGCAGCAUCCGCCCAGAAAUACAAAGAGCUCCGUCUCCAGGCACUGAAACUCACACCCACCUCAUUCGCAUCCACGUACGAGAUUGAGUCCGCGUUUACGGAUGACGAGUGGAUCUCCCGACUACGCAGAGAUGGGAUCGAGACCUUUAUCUGUGAGCAUAACCAGUCCGGUCAUGUCGAAUGGGUCGCCCAAGUCACUCUUCGCGGUCCGCUACCAGCGGAGGACUUCAUCCUCCCGCCUGCCUCGGGCCAGCCCAUGCCGCGACUCGACGACGCAGAGGAAGAGCGCUGGCAGAUGCUGAGCCUCUUCGUCCUGCCCUCGCACCGAGGCAAAGGCAUCGCAAAAGAUCUCUGCCGCGAGGCGUUGCAGUACCUCAUCUCGUACCGCCCGCAUCCGGCGCACGUCCGGGUGCGCCUGAUGGUCAAGCCGGAGAACCAGGCCACGGUCAGAUUGUAUCGACAGCUGGGGUUCGUUGAGGCGGGGAGGUGUACCCUUGCAGAGGCGCUUAUUGCCAAUGGUGAUGCGGAUCUCCUGCCCGAGGGUUAUGAGGGUGAUGCAAAGUACAGUACACUGCAGCGGCACUCCAGACAACAUGAACGCGCCAUGGUACUUUGCUGGCCCGAACCAGGCGGGCGCCCUGUCGACGAGCCUCCACAGCGUGCCGGGCUUCAGCGACGCGGACCACGACGUGUUGCUGGCGCUGAUGGCGUGGGUGGAGAACGGCACGGCGCCGGGGCAGAUCAUCGCGACGAAGUGGCAGAACGACACGCUGCAGGAUAG